AUGAAUAAGUUAUUGGAGUUUGGGAAGAAAGCCCUGUUUUAUGCUAGGGUGCUUUCUGGAUAUGAAGAGCGGAGAAUUCGGAAGUUUAGGAUGCAGCUUGAACAACGCGUCCAACAGGCACAAGCAAAGAAAGCAGCCAUAAAUAAAGUACCUGAGCAGAUCAUUUUAUCUGAAGUUCGUCGUAUGGUUGAAGAAAUGCAAGCUUUGAACAAGAAGCUCGAAGAAACGGAGGUAGCCAUUGAAGAAUACUUCAAGCCUCUUGACAACGAGGCUGAGUUUUUAAUGAAAAUGCAACUAGAAGGGGAAGAGAAAACUUCGGAGAUGAUGAUGAAAGCACUACAGGAACAAGCUAUGCGGCGACAAGCUGAAGCAGAAAAAAGUACAAGUGUUCAUCAAACAGAAAGUGUUGAAACCAACCAGAAGGAACCCGAAACUCUGGUGAAAACCAACCAGAAGGAACCCGAAACUCUGGUGAAAACAUAUAUAGGAGAGGAAGAAAAACAUUUGAAGGACAAUAUGCAUUAA
Vicia faba (fava bean) is the source of this 525-nucleotide messenger RNA. Lineage: Eukaryota; Viridiplantae; Streptophyta; Magnoliopsida; Fabales; Fabaceae. The record is from the annotation of a GenBank genome assembly.